This is a messenger RNA of Zingiber officinale, 1877 nucleotides long. RefSeq names its product E3 ubiquitin-protein ligase RLIM-like. Gene Ontology annotation, molecular function: metal ion binding. The coding region runs from base 449 to 1633 and encodes 394 amino acids. NCBI's taxonomy places the organism in Eukaryota, Viridiplantae, Streptophyta, Magnoliopsida, Zingiberales, Zingiberaceae. The record is from RefSeq and is a predicted model, not a curated record. The transcript is spliced from 4 exons.
UCUCUCUGAGGAGAGGAAACGGAUCAGGCCAAGUGUGGCGUGAAGAACCCUAAAUCUUCCUUCUGGGCGUUUUGGGAAUUUCGAACGGCGUUACUGGUUACUCGAUCGGGUUCUGUGCGAGUCCGAUUGGACGGAUGCGAGCGAGCGGCGGAUUGCGGGGAACCGAUCAGACACUCCCUGGCUAACGUGGCUCAUCGUGCUGCCGCCGGCGGUUUUCUUCGCGGGAAGAUCGAAGUUGAUCCGAUCAGCUUCCUGAUCUAUUGGCGCCUUCUUUCACUUUAGAAAGCAUGGUUUUUUUGAGCGUUUGAGGUGAAGCUGAGGAUUCAUGGUUGGCAUUCUUUUCCAGGUUCCUGAUCAUGGAAAAGGAACUUAUUUUUGUUCUUUUAUGAAUAUCAUUAUUUGUAUUUCCUUAUCAACUUUCUAUUAAGUAAUACUAUCAAAAAGUAAAAUGGGGGGCAAUUGCUCUGUGGCUGUGAAAGAUAAACAUUUGCCAAACCCAGCUCAGCUUGAUGUUCCACUUUCAACAUGUCGAAACGCAAGGUAUUCUCCCAGUUGGAGCUUUCGGUGUGACAACAGAACACACAUAGAGGUUGUUAUGGAUAGCUCUCCUCAAAUCUCUCAUCAUCCGAAUUCUGGAAAUGAAGUUAAGAGUGAGUUCCUCCUCACUGAAGCUGAAAGAUUAUCUGAGACCGCUGGUCCGUCAACUGCUUUCCAAUUACAAAAAGGUGAAACACCAAUUAAAAAUGGAAGUUCUAGGAUGGCAACACAUGAUAGUGCAGUUGAUCAAGCCAAUGGAAGCACUUCAUCUCCCAAGAGAAAGAACAGCUCUCCUAAGCCUUCAUUCUUGGCUCCAAGUGCUUCUGAUACGAUUAUCACAUUCUCAGUGCCUUCAACUCCUUCCCCUUCGCACAAAGCAGGUUCAUCAUCUUCAAGGAGUCGUCAGGUUCCGUCCGGCCCAACUUCUUCAAAGAAGGCAGCUUGCCGGUCGCCAGACAGCAGAAUCCCUUCUGUUCAGUCUCUUAAGGAAGACAACUCCCCCGAGGGAAGACAGUCAUUUGCUCUCUCCGUCGGAGGUUCUCAUGGUGGAUCUUCGAAUGGGUGGUCCAUGCAAACGUUCUCCGAGCUUGUGGCCUGUUCGAACAGGGAGAGAUGGUCAUUCGAGAAUGACAACCUCACUCCCAGCAGCACUACGAUUUCCAGCUCGAAUGAUCACCAGCAGACCUGCAGAAUAUGCUCGACUCCAUUGACAGAUUACUGCAUUGUUGCUGUUUUGGUUUGCGGGCACCUUUACCACGCUGGGUGUUUGGAGAAGAUGACCAGUGAAAUUGACCAAUAUGACCCACCAUGCCCUCUCUGUACGCACGGACAAAAGUCAGCAGUGAAACUGUUCAAGAAAUCUGAAGCCAAGGCUAAGAACAGAUCGUCAAGGGUUGGAGCAGCUGAUGAUGGAAAAACACUACUGUACGAUGGCCAAAAGGCAGCUGGGGUAGGACUAAGGAAUGGAGCUAGUUCCAGCACAAAGUUCCCCUUCAACUUGAAGCGAUAUUUCUCCUUUAGCAGACCAUCAAGGUCGAAAUCUGAAAAUGAAUCUAAGAGAAUGAAAGGCUUCUGGAGAAGAAGCUCUCGUUCAUGAUGGUGUUCGUCCUGAGUUCAUAUAUCGUAUGAAGUUCCUGGCUUGGGAAAGGCAGACCAAGUGCAAGCUUACAGUUUAGAUGCAGAAGGCAUUCCUGGAUUGACCUGUUUGAUGCUUUUGCCAUCUCUUGCAAUUUUCCUAGAUGUAUGGAAGUAAUUUCUGUGAAUUCAUCUCUGUCGUUUGCAUAAUAACCGGUGUAAAAUCAUGUUAGCAUCGAUACGAUAAGGGUCUAUAUCUUUGGUCA